AUGGUAAAAUUCUUUAGAAAGGAACUCCUUUAUGUAAUGAUAAUUAUUUUAGGUUCAAUGAACUUUGGAGAAACUAUGGCAUAUUGGAGUCCAGCUAAAGACUUAAUGAUGCUUAAAUUGCAUCUUAGUGUAGCAUCAGGUACUAUUUUUAACCUUUUACCAGCAGCAAUGGGUGUAAUUACCCCAACAUUUAUUCAUAUUCCAAUCAAUCGUCUUGGAAGAAGAUUUACUUGCAUAAUUACAGCAGUUUGUGCAACAAUUGGCUGGUUAAUCAUUCCUCUUGCUGGAGAAAAGACAUGGAUAAUUGCAUUUAUCGGUAGAGCUAUUCUUGGUCUUACAGUUGGCUCAUUUUCUACAGUUUGUCCUUUAUACAUCACCGAAAUCUCUCCUACAGAAGUACGUAGCUCCUACGGUAUUUUGCAUCAAUUUGGUGUAGUUAUUGGUGCAUGCCUUUGCUAUUUGCUUGGAAUCUGGCUCAGUUAUACUUAUCUUUGCCUAUGUCUUUCAAUUGCACCAUUCCUUCACAUUAUGUUAGUUAAUUUCGUUCCAGAGUCACCAAGCUCAAACGUCAAUAGCGAACAAAAUCAAAGCAAUGAAACAAUAUUUAAUCGCAGAUACAUUAAGCCAUUAUUGAUUUCCGCACUUCUUAUGUUCUUCCAGCAAUACUCAGGCUGCAAUGCCUUCCUUUCUAACCUCAAUUCCAUAUUCAAAGAGGCCGGAUCAAGUUUGGAUCCAAGUUUCGCAGCUUUCCUUGUUGGAUUGGCCGGAUUGAUAGCUACAGGUGUUUCUGCACCAAUCAUUGCCUGUUUGGGACAUAAACCAUCAUGGUUAGUGUCUUCAUUUUUAUGUUUCGCAGCACUUUUGAUUACAGCAUUGAACUUUUGGUUCAAAUGGUCGAAUUUGAUACCAGCCAUUAUGAUGAUCAUGGACAAUUUCGUUUUCGGAUUAGGUCUUGGCCCAAUUCCAUGGGUUAUUACUCCAGAAUUGUUCAAUGACUCAGUCAGAGCUGUUGCAACAUCAAUCAUGACAUCAUUCAACUGGUUCUUGGCUGCAACAGUCAUGGGAUUCUGGGAAUUGAUGAAUACUUACUUAAGUUUCGGAAUUUCUGUCUCCAUCUUCGGUGGAAUCAUGUUUCUUGCAGUUCUCUUCGGAUUCACACUUCUCCCAGAUACACAUGGUAAAGCAAUGGGUGCUAUCUUUGAUCAAGUACCUCCUGAACCUCUGAUUGGCACAAAUGGUGCUAAUUAUGUAUAA
This is a messenger RNA of Trichomonas vaginalis G3, 1254 nucleotides long. RefSeq names its product major facilitator superfamily transporter. Gene Ontology annotation, molecular function: transmembrane transporter activity. Gene Ontology annotation, cellular component: membrane. Gene Ontology annotation, biological process: transmembrane transport. The coding region runs from base 1 to 1254 and encodes 417 amino acids. The transcript has a single exon. Lineage: Eukaryota; Parabasalia; Trichomonadida; Trichomonadidae. The record is from RefSeq and is a predicted model, not a curated record.